CGUGACGCCACGGGCAGAAGCAGCUCAGCGGAGCAGACGGGACCCGGGCUGAGGCGGCGGCAGCAGCAGCAGCAGCAGCAGCAGCAGCAUCCACACCAGCUCCACAAAGGGAGAUCAGUGCUGGUUGAAGCUCGACUCUCCGCUCCUCCUCUCAAGGGUUUGACAUGCUCCGGCUCGGCGGCAGGAUGUGCGGCUUGUCGGCCCUGCUCUCAGUGCUUCUCGCUGGGCUCGCGGCGGCGUCCUCCGAUCUGUUUGACAACCAACUGGGCGACAUCAAUUACUGCAAAAAGCAAUGCCAGCUCACCAUCAAAAACAAAAGCCCUGCUAAAGACUCCAUAAUGAACGCCUGUCACCGUGGCUGUCGUCUCUACUCCAUCUGCCAGUUUGUCAAUGGCAACGCCGGCUUCAACACCAGCAGGGAGGAGUGUCAGGGAGCCUGCCAGGAGGCAUAUAUCAAACUGCUGGAGCAGGAGGCCUGCAGCACCGGCUGUGCCAGCCAACCCUCUGAACCUGAGAUCAAGAGGAGGAAGCUCAGAGCCAUGACUCUCCGCCCUAAGCCCCCCUCUGUGAUGGAGGCCGUGUCCAGUUGGUGCAAUGACAUUGUCAGCUCCGCCCAGAGCUUCAUCUCCUCCACCUGGACCUUCUAUCUGCAGGCUGACGAUGGCAAAGUUGUGGUUUUUCAGAGCCAACCAGAGAUGGAGUACUCUCUGCCUGAGCUGCAGGCCCCUCGCUCCAACGUGGCAGACAAACCCUGGCCUCAGGUCCACUCUCACACUCAGAGACCCCACGGUGUGAGGGGACAUGGCGAGAAGGGAGCAUCCAAAACAGGAGGCAAAGGGAAGCACCCUGUUCAGCACACAGACGACCCCACAGCGGAGCACGACUUCCUCGGCUGCAUGUCAAGACGUUCAGGCCUUCCGCGGUGGAUUUUGGCAGCCUGUCUCUUCCUGUCCAUCAUGGUCAUGUUGUGGCUCAGCUGUGCGAGUCUCGUCACCGCACCGGAGCAGCACAUCAAGACGCAGCUGAGUAUCAACGGAGAUAAAGAGUUUCUGGAUAACGUCCACAAAGUCAACCCGUACCACCUGAGCCCUGUGAUCGCUGUCGCCGCGAAGCAGUCAGAGGCGAGUCAGGAGGCAGGGCCGCUGCCAGUUAAAGUCGACCUCAACAAAACCUGCGUUUAGGAAGGACCACUGGGAGAGCUGCUGUCUUGUUUCCCAGGGUAACCAUGUCUGAAGUCUUUGGCUCAUCGAUGAAAGGGGUGAAACAAAACACAUGAUGGGACUCGCUCAGUCACCAGGAUUUUUUAAAAACAUAUUUUUAAGAGCAUGGCACCCUCCCGUCAUAUAAAAUUGUCAUACUGAAACAUCUAGCUUGGUCUCGUCGGUUUGAUGGUGCUUCAUUUACUUGUACAGCCCAGAUUCUCUCAAGACCAUCCUCAGAUUUUGCUUAAUGAUCAGCUUGCUCAUUGCUUAUUGAGAAGUCAGUGCUCCUGUCUGGAGACAAGCAGAGAGGAUGGAUUGCAGCUGAGAGCUCUCAUAUCAUUUAUCAUGUCUGGCGUGGACCAAACGCAGAGAUACAUUUUAAAUUUCAUUUUGCCUCCUCCUCACAGAGAGUUUGGAUUUAUUGAUGGGUUGUUAAGAGCAAAAGAAAAAGAAAAAAAAGAAAAGGGUGUAAAAAUAAAAGUGAGAGAGAGGAAAGGAAGACGAAUGCAAGGUGGGAUGAACACAUGCAAGCGCUGCAGGAAACAGAAACUGUAGCUCGCAGUUUAAGAUCUGUGUACACAAUCAGCAGUAUCAGCUGUUCAGUAAAAAGUGCAACAUAAAAUGAUGUUAUCCUCUCACAAUAGACAGAAAACAGUGCUCACAUGGGCUACAUAUUCUCAGCACUUUCAGAGAAACAAACUUCAGCUCUAAAAUCUAAAACAGCGUCUUUUGUUGCAUUUACGGGCAACAAUCAGGAAGAACAGGGAGAUUCGAAACAGGAACCAGACGGGAAACUGCACAUUAUUUAUUUUCUCCUCUAUUUAUUCCGAAUCAUCACCACUAAUUAUCUGUUAAAUAGUGUUAUUGAAGUGCCAUGUACAGUUAAUUCUUCAUACAAAUGUAACUGCUCUGUAUGCAUAAUACAUCCUAAUAGAGGCACACAGAAAGACAAAAGAAAGAAAGAAAGAAACACAUAGAGAGAAGACUGCACUUAUUACUGUAUUAUUAUUAUUAUUAUUAUUAUCAUUAUUAUUAUUAUCAUAUUAUUGCUCUUAUAUCACUUCAAGAGUUCUUAGCUGUUAUAUGUGCCAUGUGCUUUCCAAUAGCUGACUAUUUUAUAUGUCCUAGGAGCACACACUGAAGGAUAACCUCUGUAACAAUGUGUAAUGCAAAGCUUUUAACAUAGACCUUCGUUAUUGAGCAGAGUUGCACAGUCUUAGAGAAGAUUUUUCUGUUUUCCUCUCAGUGCUUUUGAUGUCCUGUAACGUUCCCUUUUCAUCCAGGCUGUGUAGACAAUAAUCUGUGCAUGCAAGUGACGCUUUGAUAGUUUAUCUUAACCCCCCGCCAUGCCAGUAUGGCAAACCUCUGCUGUAGACUUGUGAUUUUUUUGUGUUACUAUUUGCUGUAAACAUUGAAUAGGAUGCGUAAUGACGAAUGACAAUAUUCUCAUGAUUUACAGGAAGGACUCUUAAUCAAAAAGCCAUUCACUCAAUAUCUGUGCUGGUUCAAACUGAAGGUGUAUCAAAAGGAGUAUGGUAUCAAUUUCAAACUGUAUUGUUUCCUUUUACUGGUCUGUUUAUUUUCAGUGAAAUAAUACAACAUUGAAAUAAAGUGUUUUCAUUGUA
Scatophagus argus is the source of this 2827-nucleotide messenger RNA. RefSeq names its product transmembrane protein 59-like (gene tmem59l). NCBI's taxonomy places the organism in Eukaryota, Metazoa, Chordata, Actinopteri, Scatophagidae. The record is from RefSeq and is a predicted model, not a curated record. The coding region runs from base 165 to 1181 and encodes 338 amino acids. The transcript has 8 exons.